AUGAUCGACCACCCACAAGUCAUCAACGAGCGCGUGCCCAACGCCCCCUACUUUCAGCCUCUGGUCGAGCCCUCGGUCGGCACCGCCCUCUCGCCCGACGACUGGCCCCAGAACAAGCACCUCCCGCUCCUCUUCCAGCCCCUCAAGGUCGGUCCCAUCACCCUCAAGAACCGCAUCAUCGUCGCGCCCAUGUGCAUGUACAGCUGCGAGCAGGACGGCUCCGAGGCCGGCGUCCUCACCCCCUUCCACCUCGUCCACCUCGGCGCCUUCGCGGCACGCGGCGCGGCCCUCACCAUGGUCGAGGCGACGAGCGUCUUGCCCAACGGCCGCCUCUCGCCCAACGACUCGGGCCUGUGGUCCGACCGCCAGGCGCAGAGCUUGCGCCAGAUCUUCUCCUUCAUCCGCACCCAGGGCUCGGUCCCGGCGAUCCAGCUCGGGCACGGUGGCCGCAAGACGUCGACCCUCGCGCCGUGGCUCGACACGUCGACGAUCAAGCCUCACCUCAAGUCGCACGUCGCGACCAACGGCGACGCAGGAGGCUGGACCGACAACGUCAUGGCGCCCUCGGCCGUCGCCUACAACGACGAGACGUUCCCGCACCCGCGCGAGAUGUCGGACAACGACAUCGCCGAGCUCAAGGACGCGUUCAAGGCCGCCGUCAAGAGGGCCGACGAGGCCGGCGCCGAGGUCAUCGAGCUCCACUGCGCUCACGGCUACCUCAUGCACAGCUUCCUCUCGCCCCUGUCGAACAAGCGCACCGACCAGUACGGCGGCUCGCUCGAGAACCGCAUGCGCCUCCCGCUCGAGAUCCUCAAGAGCAUGCGCGAGCUGGUCCCCAAGACCAAGGGCCUGUGGAUGCGCAUCUCGGCGUCCGACUGGUGGCCCGAGGGCGAGCAGGACGACAAGGGCGAGUGGAUCUCGUGGGGCAUCGAGCAGUCCAAGAUCUUCGUGAAGGAGGCCAUCAAGCUCGGCGUCGACCUCGUCGACUGCUCGUCGGGCGGCAACACGCCGCGCCAGAAGAUCUCGGUCGGCCCGGGCUACCAGGUCCCGUUCGCCGAGCAGAUCCGCCACUCGCUCUCGGACGACGAGAAGAUCCCAAUCUCGGCCGUCGGGCUCAUCACCAACGGGCCGCAGGCCGAGGAGAUCCUACAGACGGGCAAAGCCGACGUCAUCUGCGCCGCCCGCGAGUUCCUGCGCGACCCCGCCCUCGUCCUCAGCUGGGCCCAGGAGCUAGGCGUCGUCGUCAACACGCCCGUCCAGUACCAGCGCGCCUACACGCGCAUGAUGGUCAAGCACGACGAGCGCGAGCCCGUCAAGCAGCACUAG
This is a messenger RNA of Rhodotorula graminis WP1, 1326 nucleotides long. RefSeq lists its product as uncharacterized. Bases 1 to 1326 code for a protein of 441 amino acids. The record is from RefSeq and is a predicted model, not a curated record. Gene Ontology annotation, cellular component: intracellular anatomical structure. Gene Ontology annotation, molecular function: FMN binding; NADP binding; NADPH dehydrogenase activity. The transcript is spliced from 6 exons. Lineage: Eukaryota; Fungi; Basidiomycota; Microbotryomycetes; Sporidiobolales; Sporidiobolaceae.